AUUAUCAGGCUGCAGCAACCGGAGAUAAAUGUAUCUCCAGCGCAUUUGGUUAGCUUUUCUCUGUCUUCACCGUCAACUUUCGGUUUCAAAUGGUGGUAUGUGUCGUGAAGAGAAAUCCCAGCUUGGUUUUGCCCUUCUCAACUCUUCCUACAGCACAAAGCAAACAUCACACUAUUCUGACUGCGUAUAUAUAUGCGCGCUUGAUCCUCAGUGCAUGAGUUUUAAUUUCUGGUGGGAGAAGAAAAUAUGUGAUUUGAACAGCAAAGCAAGAGAGCAUAGUUGCCGGGCCUGCUUUGUAACAGAUAAGUCAUCCACUUACAUGGGAAUGGCGAGGUAUCCCGGCUACCCAGCAUUAGCGAGGUCCUGCAGCGCCUUGAAACAGAUUGACCCUGCGGCACAAACGGGCUUGUACAUCAUUGACCCUGAUGGCGAGGGAGGCUUCCCGCCCUUAUUUAACGUCACCUGUGACAUGAGUGACAAGAAUGGAGUUGGCGUGACAGUCAUUGGUCACGACAGUGAAACCAGAAUGCUAGUGAAAGGAUGUAAUGGCCCAGGAUGUUAUUCACGAGACGUUCAUUACACAGGAGCGAGUCUGUCCCAGCUGGCCAAUCUAGCCAAAGUUUCCUUACAUUGUGAACAGUAUAUUAAGUAUGAGUGCCAAUCUUCGUCCAUCGUUUGGCAAAACAGAACAUUCGCAUGGUGGGUAUCACGCGAUGACAUCAAGAUGAAUUACUGGGGAGGAGCCUCGCCUGGGAAAGGAGACCAAAUCUGCGCAUGCGGAAUGAACAACACGUGCCCAAAACCCGACAUCGUUUGUAACUGCGACAAUAACGACGGAGUUUUACGAGAAGACAGCGGUCUCCUCACCGACAAGAAAAGUCUUCCGGUUAAACAGCUGAGGUUUGGAGAUACUGGGGAGGAAAACGAAAGAGGCUUUCAUACUUUGGGAAAGUUUAAGUGCUAUGGCAUAGUUUAAAUGCUUGCUAAUUUAAUCUACCCGAUUAUCCUGACAUAUGUUGGACUCGAGCGCAA
Pocillopora verrucosa is the source of this 1032-nucleotide messenger RNA. Its product is annotated as neurexin-4-like. NCBI's taxonomy places the organism in Eukaryota, Metazoa, Cnidaria, Anthozoa, Scleractinia, Pocilloporidae. The record is from RefSeq and is a predicted model, not a curated record.